AUGUUGCUUCCCACCGGCACUCCUCCUUCUAUAAGGAAAAUUAGCGAGAAAUACGAUAAAGUCUUCGAGGUCGGCUGCAGAGAAAUCGAUAACAGUAAGCCGCGAGCAAACGCCGCGUUUGUCGUCCUGGCUAGGAAUAAAGAGCUGGAGGGAGUACUCCAGUCUAUGAAGUCAAUUGAGCGCCACUUCAACCGAUACUACAAUUACCCUUAUGUCUUCUUGAACGACGGAGACUUUGAUGACAAUUUCAAGGAUACCAUCGCCAACUACACCAGUGCCGACGUCGAGUUUGGCAAGAUUGACGCUACAAUGUGGGGAUACCCCGACUGGACCGACCAUGAGGUAGCCAAGGAAGGCAUCCGCAAACAGGGAGAUGCGGCUAUCAUGUACGGAGGAAUGGAGAGUUAUCACCACAUGUGCAGAUUCUACUCCGGCUUCUUCUACAAGCACGAGCUACUACAGAAAUACGAGUGGUACUGGCGCCUGGAACCGGAAAUCAAAUAUUUCUGCGACAUCACCUAUGACCCUUUCCUGGAGAUGGCAAAGUAUAACAAGACGUAUGGCUUCACAAUUGCUGUCAAGGAACUCAAAGAAACUGUCCCCAACAUAUUUCGCUAUGCAUCUGCCUACAAACGAACCAACAACAUUACCUCCCAGGGCCUAUGGGAGAUGUUCCUCGAGGACCCCGUGGAAGAGGAAAAGCCGGCAGAAGAAGCCAACGUCCUCCCGGAUGAGAUUCUACAGACCCAGCCCGGUGCCGCAGGUCUCAAGGAUGUAGACCCAGAGGCAAUGGAAGGAGAGACAUACAACAUGUGCCAUUUCUGGAGUAAUUUCGAAAUCGCCCGCCUGGAUUUCUUCCGUAGCAAAGCAUACGAAGAUUUCUUCCAAAUGAUGGACAGGAGCGGUGGGUUCUGGAACGAAAGAUGGGGAGACGCUCCCAUUCAUUCUCUCGCUGCUGGAGCACUCCUAUCUCCCUCCGACGUCCACUACUUCAGAGACUUCGGGUACCGACAUACUACAAUUCAGCAUUGCCCCGCCAACGCCCCUGCCAGACAGCGCGUACGAGAUCCAUAUCUAGAACGAACCACUCUAGAUCCGAAACUACGCCAAGAAGAGGACGAAUACUGGGAUUCCCCUGACCCGCCCAAGGAGAAUGGUGUCGGCUGUAGAUGUCGUUGUGACACCGAUAUUGUGGACGUGGAAGGCAAACAUGGCAGUUGUCUAGCUGACUGGGUCAAGGUCGCAGGAGGAUGGGCAUCGCCAUAA
Molecule: messenger RNA, 1266 nt
Organism: Arthroderma uncinatum
Lineage: Eukaryota; Fungi; Ascomycota; Eurotiomycetes; Onygenales; Arthrodermataceae
Product: glycolipid 2-alpha-mannosyltransferase
Exons: 5
Coding region: 1-1266 (421 amino acids)
Biological process (GO): protein N-linked glycosylation; cell wall mannoprotein biosynthetic process
Cellular component (GO): Golgi apparatus; membrane
Molecular function (GO): alpha-1,2-mannosyltransferase activity
Source: RefSeq, a predicted model, not a curated record